This is a messenger RNA of Harmonia axyridis, 1796 nucleotides long. RefSeq names its product acetylcholine receptor subunit alpha (gene NtR). The transcript is spliced from 11 exons. Gene Ontology annotation, cellular component: membrane. Gene Ontology annotation, biological process: monoatomic ion transport. The record is from RefSeq and is a predicted model, not a curated record. NCBI's taxonomy places the organism in Eukaryota, Metazoa, Arthropoda, Insecta, Coleoptera, Coccinellidae. Bases 21 to 1715 code for a protein of 564 amino acids. Gene Ontology annotation, molecular function: extracellular ligand-gated monoatomic ion channel activity.
UUAUUCCCACAACCACAACUAUGUUGCUGUCUGUGAUUAUUUCAGUUUUAUACAUCCAAAGCUGCUAUGGAAAAUUCAAUCCAACCAAUGAAACAGAUCUAUCCAGAUGUAAAGUCUAUUACUCUAGAUCAGGGACGACAUACACAACUUUCUUCGAACUCCAAAAACCAAAUAGAAAUGAAACCGACCUGAGACUAGACUUUCACUUUUCCGUGCUGGCUGCAAGUGACGCACAUAUUCUCAUUGCUACCACCAAAAAACCCGCAAAAAAUGAUCCCGCUUACGAGAUCGUCAUUGGUGCAGGUGGCAAUACUUUCUGCGAUAUUAGGAGAAUGCAAAAGAAUCAGGUGAAGGAGUCUGUUAGGAUUAAAGGAUUGCUCUCUGCAUUGGAUCCGAGGUCCUUCUGGAUACAUAUCACUAGGAAUGGAGUAAUUGAGGUUGGAAAAGAAGGUGAAGAACUGGCAUUCAUCAGUUGGAAAGACUAUGACCCUCUGCCAAUCACCACCAUAGGCUUCAGCACUUGGCCUGGAAUUGAAGCCAAGUGGUAUUUCGAUUGUAUAAGAGACGAUAUAAAGAAAAUUAAGAGGAACUUAACAAAUGAGGAAAGGCUCAGAAGAGAUCUGCUGAAUCAUUAUGAUCCAAUGGUCAUACCAACAAAGAAUGAAUCAAUGAAAACCAUGAUAAAAAUGGCUCCAGAAAUACGUGGAUUGAGUCUGGAUGAAAAAAGAUCGAUGUUACACACUCAGGGAGUUGCACAUGUAAUGUGGAUGGAUGAGAAAUUGGUAUGGAAUGCUUCUGCUUAUGGUAAUGUCAGUGAGAUCAGAGUAAGCAGCAUAGAAAUGUGGAAACCAAACUUGAUCGUUUACAACCAUUUCGAGGAUGAUGAGUACAUUUUUGAUAAUACCCAAUUAGUAGUGAAAUCUAAUGGUCUGGUCUAUUGGCAUCCUAGGCUGGAUCUCAGAACAUGGUGUGAUGUGGCAGACUCUGAACAUAAUCGUUGGCCGAAGGAUAGAAGGAGCUGCGAUAUUAUAUUUACGUUCGCCACGGAUCUGCAGAAAUUGUGGAUAAAAUACACGAACUUAUCUGAUACUCAAAAGCAAAACCCCAAAUUUGCCGAUUGGAUUGUCGAAGAAAUAGACAUAUACACUGCUCUAGAUCCUGAACUCAAGACAGAUAAGGAAUACUUGUAUGUUACCGUGGAACUAAGGAGAAAUUCUGAAAUUUACAGCAGAGUUUUUCUGACUACUUAUAUCGUUACUAUAAUUUCGAUCUUAUGCAGUUUUUGUGUAUCUCCAUCUGGACCUUAUAAAAUGUCUUUGGGCUGCUUUCAAUUGGUGUUAUCAAUCUCUUGUCUUAUUUUCAUAGGCAUUCUACUACCAGCUCAUGAUGCAAUAGUUCCUUACAUAGUACGACUUCAUAGCUACAGCGUAACUGCGGGUGUGUUUUCAAUAAUAAUUGCAAUAAUAGUUAUAAAUCUUAGUCGAUUAGAGAGACAAAAGCAGUUACCUAAUAUUUUAACCAACCUGUUGACAUCUACUAUCUUUAGAAGAAUAUUUUGUUUACCCGAAAUAGAAAGAGAUCAAUAUGGACGACCAUCUUCUAUAACUAGAAUGAAAUUCAAUCAACAGCACUAUAUUCUUUUAGGUGUCCUAAUAGAUAGAAUAUGUUUAUUUAUAGGCAUUUGUCUAUUUGUGUAUUCAGUUUCUUUGUACUGAUUAUAUUAUUUUUUGUUAAAUUUGAUCGUGAUAUUUUAAUUAUGUUUUUUCAAAUAAAAGUAUUAUCUUUUCUAGUUUUAA